UAGCAGCUAAUGUUAAACCGGCAGUUCGCCACACGCGCUGCUGCCAGUGUCUGAGCUAAAAGCAUCACAGCUACCAGCGCAGGAGCUGCUGCACUCAAAUUACUUCAAACUCAACCCAAACACACAUUACUGAUUCCCUCUUGUUGAAACCAGUUGACCAAAGAAAUGGUGAUGGAGAAGCCAAGUGCCCAGCUUGUCGGGCGAGAGUUUGUCCGACAGUAUUACACCCUGCUGAACCAGGCUCCUGACUACCUGCACAGGUUUUAUGGCAAGAACUCGUCUUAUGUACACGGUGGUCUGGACAAUAGUGGCAAACCAAUUGAAGCAGUCUAUGGGCAGUCUGAAAUCCAUAAGAAGGUGAUGGCUCUGAGCUUCCGUGAUUGUCACACUAAGAUAAGGCAUGUUGAUGCUCACGCCACUCUGAACGAGGGAGUGGUGGUGCAAGUGUUGGGGGAGCUGUCCAAUAACAUGCAGCCCAUGAGGAAGUUCAUGCAGACAUUUGUUCUGGCACCUGAGGGAACAGUUGCAAACAAGUUCUACGUACACAACGAUAUCUUCCGGUACCAGGAUGAAGUGUUUGGGGACUCGGACUCCAAUAACAUGCAGCCCAUGAGGAAGUUCAUGCAGACAUUUGUUCUGGCACCUGAGGGAACAGUUGCAAACAAGUUCUACGUACACAACGAUAUCUUCCGGUACCAGGAUGAAGUGUUUGGGGACUCGGACUCAGAACCUCCUGAGGAGUCUGAGGAGGAUGUGGAGGAGCUGGAGCGGGUGCAUUCGCCUGAAGUGGUCCAGGAGGAGUCUGCUGGGUACUACGAACAGUCGCCUUGCGUGGAGCCUGAGGGGCCACAAGAAGAGGUGUCUGUAACCCCAGAGCCCCAGCCUGAGCCAGAAGCAGAGGUGGAGCCUGAGCCAGCAGCUGUGGAGCUGAAACCGGAGCCUGUCAGCGAGCCUGAGGUUCACAUUGAGGAAAAGAUUCAGAGAUCUCCCCCUUCGCCCACACCUGCUGACACGGCACCCACCAUGCCAGAGGACAACCGGCCGUCGUCUUGGGCUUCAGUCACUAGCAAGAAUCUCCCACCAGGAGGAGUGGUCCCCGCCACAGGAGUCCCUCCACAUGUUGUCCGAGUCCCAUCUGCGCAGCCGCGUGUCGAGGUGAAAGCAGAAACACAGACCACAGCACAGAGACCCCAGAGAGACCAGAGACCACGCGAUCAAAGACCAGGACCCUCUCCAGCCAACAGAACAGCAAGACCAGGAGCAGUGCGGGAGGGUGAGAGUGGGGAACCAGAGGUGCGGCGAACGGUCCGGUAUCCCGACAGCCACCAACUCUUUGUUGGAAACGUACCUCACGAUGUGGAUAAGAACGAGCUCAAGGAGUUCUUUGAACAGUACGGCACUGUUCUUGAGCUGAGAAUCAACAGUGGCGGAAAGCUGCCUAACUUUGGAUUCGUGGUAUUUGAUGAUGCUGAGCCCGUGCAGAAGAUCCUCAGCAAUCGGCCUGUUAAACUGCGAGGAGACGUUCGGCUGAAUGUAGAGGAAAAGAAGACCCGCUCGGCCCGUGAAGGUGACAGGCGGGACAUCCGCCCCAGAGGCCCGGGGGGACCACGCGACAGGGUAGGCGGGUCAAGGGGACCGCCCGCCCGUGGAGGCAUGGCUCAAAAACCCAGUUUUGGAGCCGGUCGAGGCGCAGGACCUAGCGAGGGGCGUUACGCAGGACCACGUCAGUGAGGCAGCUCCCACGUCAUUCACUGCUGAUGCAAGUCACCCUGGUUAACAACACAGACGGCUUCCCUGU
Molecule: messenger RNA, 1798 nt
Organism: Sinocyclocheilus rhinocerous
Lineage: Eukaryota; Metazoa; Chordata; Actinopteri; Cypriniformes; Cyprinidae
Product: ras GTPase-activating protein-binding protein 1-like
Exons: 13
Coding region: 166-1731 (521 amino acids)
Cellular component (GO): ribonucleoprotein complex; cytosol
Molecular function (GO): mRNA binding
Source: RefSeq, a predicted model, not a curated record